Didymodactylos carnosus is the source of this 1518-nucleotide messenger RNA. The record is from the annotation of a GenBank genome assembly. NCBI's taxonomy places the organism in Eukaryota, Metazoa, Rotifera, Eurotatoria, Philodinida, Philodinidae.
AUGGCAACGGCUCGGGCGCAAUCGAAACAAAGUCGCCCGGCGCCAAAAGCAAAAACAAGUGUUACAAAAUCUGAAAAACCAUUAGCCAGCACACUUGAGAUUGUUCCAGGAAAAUUUAGUGAGCAUGAUUGGUAUAAUUUAAUAGAAAGUGAUGAAACAGAAGAUUUCAUUGCGGACAUUCUCGAUGAUAUAUGGAGUCAAACAUCAAAACAAAUUGAAAAAAUUUAUAUUUCAAAACAAUUAUUACCAUACACAACCAUGAUGGUUAAAAAUGCUCUGUCAAAUGUGAUACAGUGGGCAUUUCUCGAACGAGACGAACCAGAACCAGCACAAGGAACAUUUUGGAUAGAAGACGCUGAGCCAGUACCAUCGAAUAUGGAUAAUUUUGGUGAAGGAGUUGUACCGGCUUGUAGAGAAGAAAUACAAACUCUUCUUUCCGAACCUGAAACAACACGCAUCCCUUCUGUUCGUGCGUCAAUAUCGUCUGCUUCACCGACCGCUACCAAACAGACACAACAAAUCACAGAAAACAAGCAACAAAAUGUAUCUGACGAAUACCUGACUAGUCAAACAAAAUUAACGCCAGAUGAUUCAAUAUUAACUGAACAAUCUCUAUCUGGUCAGGCAGAGUUGACAAUGGGUGGGAUUGAAGAACAACCAGAGCAACAAAUUGAACAACGUCUUCAUAAUCAUGAUGUAUUAGUUAUACAACCAACAAAAUUAGAACCAUUGGCUGAAUUAUUUUUUCCGCCAUCAAACUCAAAAGUUUCAGAUAGUAACAAAAAGUAUAAACAAACCAAACAGAUAAAGAAAUCGUUUACAUCUUCAACCGUGGAAAGUCAAUCGAUAACGACAAAAUCAUCGUAUCACGACACGAAAAAAAGUGAUGAUAAAUUAAGAGUAUUCGAUGAUCAACACAUAGAAGAAUUGAUUAAUAAAGCACCAGCUGCUGCACAUUCAAUUCUAAAAAGUAUUUUGAGUCGUCCACCAGGCUAUCGUGAAUUAGAAUUAGAUGAAUUUGGCAAUGUUGCAUCAAUAACAAAACUUGAUCCAGAUAAAUUACCAUCAAAAAGUAUACGUGUAAAAUGUGAUGUAAUCAAACCACGAAAAACAGUUAUUGACACAAGACCUGUUUUGAACGCUCAACGCCAACCAAAAAAAGAACGACAACAAGAAAAAUUUCAAUCGAUUAAAUUAGUUGUACCAGAACAAUCUGUUGACGUAGGAGAUUUAAUUCAACCAGUACCCGGUGUUCUGUACGAAGACAGACGUCUGAAAAAAGGAGAUCCAAGAAGAUAUCAGGCUGGUUUAUCAAAAUAUUUUGGAUUUCAUGAUGCUGAACGGCCACUUCGUCCCAUAGCGAAUCGUUUUGAUGUUAUGUUAUCGGCUAAACAAAUACUAUCUGUUAACAAUUCAGAUGAAGAUGAUGAUGUUGAAGAAUCAUCUAAAAUUCGUGCAUUCAGAACUCUAAAUAAAAUACCACCAAUUAUAUCGAGUCCAACAGCGUCUUCUGCUUAA